GACAAUAUUCUCUGUACGAUGCUUACUGUUUCCAUUGGUUCUCGUGCUAUCUCUCUCUUUCUUUCUUUUUUUUCUAUUAAUUUUUCAAUAAGCCCAAAUCUUUUGUUUUUCUUAAAAAGGGCAAAAUAACAUUAAUUUUUAUAAUUAAUUAAUUAAUAUUUGAAUGCUUGACAUUUAUUAGACCUUUCAUUAUUCCCAACAAAGUCACUCUUCUGUCCUCAGCAGUCAAGAAGGGUGUUUCUUUUUUUCAUUUCUUUCAACCAGGCAGGGUUUCCCCUUACAUUGCACUGAAGAAACCUUUGGUUGAAUCAUUCACAUUCUUGAAAAAUUGUCUAACUGUUAACAGAUUUCUUUUGGGUCUUGCUUAUUUUAAUGGAAAAUGAGCUUUUGGGUAGUUUAAAAAGUUAAAAACGCUAGUUGAUUUGGUUGCUUUUUUAAGCAUCUUUUGUUUUGGUAGACCUUGUGGGGUUUUUCCCAUUUCGACACUUUCUUCUACAAGUGUAAUGUCGGUUAUAGAAAUCUGCUUUCUUUUUUUUUAAGUAGUGAAAUGCUGAAAUAAAAAAAAACUUGUGAGGCAGUGUUUGCCUUUUUCGGAGGGGUUUUGAUCACUGUACAUGUUCUUGCUGAGGUUUUAGUAAAAGAGCCAUCUUAGAAGAGUCUUGGGUUUGUUGCCUGGUAAUCUGUUUUGGCAUGCUUAAAUGGUAAGGGGAUCACAAAUCCUUGGGAGUUUUUAAGGGUUUAGUCCAAGUUUUGAAGUGAAUGGUUCUGGAAAGAAAUGUACUUUCAAUGGCCUCACUGUUAAGGAUUUUGUUCACUUUCUGCUGCAGUGCUGCUUUAGUAGGUUUUGAGGGAGAAAUGAUCCUACUUUUUCCUGUUUAGAGCUUCUGGUUAUGUGUCCAUUGCAUUGAAAGCACCUCUCCGGUUGAAAACUUGGGCUGCUCCAGUCAGAUUUUUUUUUUCUUGUGUAAGGUUAGAUCUUCCGGAUGUCUUGUGCAUCAUAUGCUUGCUUCAAAUAGGUUCAAAGGGCCUGGAUUUUAACAGUCGCCAUCGAAGGAGAUUUUGGGCUCAAUUUACUGGUUCUGCUCUUGGCAUUUUGCUUGGAGAUCUGCCAUUUGUCUAGCCAAAAAUUUUGAGACAAAAGAAGGUACAUUUGCUGGAAUAAGAAUAUUGUUCACUAGUUGAAAGUUACUUUCUGAAGAUCUUGGUUUGAUUGUGGGAUCUACAAGUCUAAUUUAAUAUAUCAAAGAAUCUAAUUUCUAAAGUGAGGAAAGAAAAGCUUAUUUGGCAGCAGAAAAAGUGUAGCAGAUGGAUUUCUUGAAAGUUAAGAAGUUUAGGAAAGCCCACAAGCCAGACCCUGAAAAGGAUUUGGAGGAUAAGCCUGUGCCGCAUCCAGAAGAACUGAAGAAUGAGAAUGUUGCUACUGAGGGUGCUGCUGCUGGUGACAAUGACUUAAAUAAAUCAUCUGAAGCUGACGCUGCAGCUGAAGUUGAGGAUGAUGAUGACGAAUUUAUAACAAAUGAGGUGAAAAGGAGAUUGAAAGAACUAAGAAGAAACAGUUUUAUGGUGUUGAUUCCUGAAGAAGAAGAGGAGUCGUUCCCUGAGGACGAGGAAGAGGAGGCUGGUGAGACUAGCUCUAGUGAGUGGAGGGAUGUGGAAGCAGAAGGUAGACAAUGGUGGGGUGGUUUUGAUGCUGUUUAUGAAAAGUACGGUGAGCGUAUGCUUUUCUUUGAUCGGAUGAUUGCACAGCAGCUCAAGGAAGCUGGCUUCACAAAUCAUUCAACUCCAUCACCUAAAUCUGCAUCUAAGAAGCUUGCAUCCCCCCUGCGAUGCCUUUCCUUGAAGAAGAUUGAAGAACCUGAUGAAGAAACUGAGCACCUGCAGCAGCGAAUGAAUAACCCAUAUCAGGAUCUUGAAACAGCAUAUGUAGCUCAAAUUUGCUUAACUUGGGAGGCACUUCAUUGCCAAUACACUCAACUCUGCCAGAUAGUUUUACGCCAACCGGAGAAUCCCACCUGUUACAACCAGAGUGCCCAGCACCUCCAACAGUUCCAGGUCUUAUUGCAAAGGUUCAUUGAAAAUGAACCUUUUCAGGAAGGUCUCAGAGCUGAAAUUUAUGCCCGUGCUAGGAAUAUUUUGCCUAAGCUGCUUCAAAUUCCAAACAUACAAGGUUCAGAUCAUAAGGAAAAGGUGGAAGAGGAAUCAAAUUAUUUGGUCCAUGCCCCUGAUAUCAUCAGGAUUAUUGAGAGCUCAAUCCUGACAUUCCAGCUGUUUGUAAAAAUGGACAAGAAAAAACAUAGUAGCGUUCUUAACUUGUUUGGAAACCAGAACCCAAUGGCUACUCCUCUUCAACAAGUUCAAUCUUUAUUAAUGAAGAAAGGGAUGAAGCUAAAGGAAUUGCGUAAAAAAAGAAGAGGGUGGAAGAAGAAAUCGUGGCCACAAACACGUGAGGAUGUUCCUUUGUUGUUUGCCCUCAUCGACAUCAAAAUUGUAUCCAGGGUUCUUAGAAUGGCAAGGAUGAGUAAAGAGCAGUUGUUUUGGUGUGAAGAAAAGAUGAAAAAACUAGAUUUAUGUGAUGGGAAAUUGCAAAGAGAUCCAUUGCCCAUCCUUUUCCCUUGUUGAUAGCUGUAGGGAAUGGUUAACAAGGCUGGUUUAAUGGACAGUUAGCUGCAGAAAGACCCCUCUAUUUUUCAUUAAAACUUCAGUGUUGCUACUAAUUUUCAUCUGGGAUGAUAAAAACAUGCUUUCUAUAAUUAUUGAUUGACUGAUAUGAUAGCAGAUGGUUUGGAUUAGGUUGAUGGCCUUGAUUGCCAUUUUCCAGUUUGUUGAUUAAAUUACUUGAAGCUGAUUCAUCUGCUCAAUGACAUACAGAUUCAAUCAGUGUGUUUAUCAUCCUAACAAAAUUUUCUUAGUUAGAACUAGGAAAAGAGAAUGGAAAGUUGAGGGCUUUCUACAGUAUUUUCCCUAGUAGCAGUAGUCCAUUGAACCAGAAUUGUGGCUAGCUUGUUGUAUUUAGGAUAUGUUGGAUGUAGUGGAAAUUAUCUGAGAAGUAAUGUCUAAAUAUUUUAUUUUCUGGG
Theobroma umbraticum is the source of this 3074-nucleotide messenger RNA. Its product is annotated as DUF1666 family protein (DUF1666). NCBI's taxonomy places the organism in Eukaryota, Viridiplantae, Streptophyta, Magnoliopsida, Malvales, Malvaceae. The record is from RefSeq and is a predicted model, not a curated record.